Messenger RNA from Anastrepha ludens (Mexican fruit fly), 3161 nucleotides. It is a transcript of the gene Pmp70, whose product is annotated as ATP-binding cassette sub-family D member 3. Gene Ontology annotation, molecular function: long-chain fatty acid transmembrane transporter activity; ATP hydrolysis activity; ATP binding. NCBI's taxonomy places the organism in Eukaryota, Metazoa, Arthropoda, Insecta, Diptera, Tephritidae. Gene Ontology annotation, biological process: fatty acid beta-oxidation; peroxisome organization; long-chain fatty acid import into peroxisome. Gene Ontology annotation, cellular component: peroxisomal membrane. The record is from RefSeq and is a predicted model, not a curated record. Bases 426 to 2402 code for a protein of 658 amino acids. The transcript has 12 exons.
CCAUCGUUUGUCAUUGCAGUUGGAUCAAGUGAAUGUGAUGUUAGAGCAAAAUUAGUGUUGCGCAAAUUAAUAUAAUUAAAAUGCUCAAAUAAGACCUUUUAACUUAUUGGAGACAGCGGCCCGGUAUUCGCAUAUCCUAUUAAAAGCACACGGUUUAAAAAAUACGGACGAUAAAAAUUUAAAAUUUGCUAGUGAUUUCACGAGACGUGCUACAUUCUUCAUACCUCCAUAUUUAGUAGUGCGAAUGUUGCUUUUGUUUGUAGUGAAAAAAUAAGGCGGAAAUUCUAGAUAAGUGAAAAAAUUAAUAAGAUUAUUUUUUCGCUUUUGAAUUGACUAGAAUAAGGAGGCAAAACGAUUAAAAAAAAGUAUAUUUUCUGGUCGUAUCCAACUGACUGAGGAUAUAGGCGAAGGAGUAAAAUCGCAACAUGGCACCAGCGCUAAGUAAAAUCACGCAAAAUCAGAGCGCCAUAGUGGGAGUGGCGGGCGUUUCGGCCGCUCUUUGGAUAAUUGCUUAUGGCAAAAUAUCCAGUAAACGUAGAAAACCGGGCUAUGAGGACAAAAUUCAAUAUACGAUUGCGGAAAAGAAAGAAAAAAAGGGCACUAAAGCACACGUCAAUGCAGUAUUCUUCAAGCAAUUACGACAGUUAUUACCAAUUCUCGUACCUCGCUUUUGGAGUGUGGAAAGUGGUUUGCUAUUUUUGGUAGCCGCCUCGCUAAUCGGUCGUUCUGUCAGUGAUAUUUGGAUGAUACAGAAUGCCACCGUCGUGGAGAGCACAAUCAUUCACAUGAACAAAGACAAAUUCAAAUCAGCAUUGCUAAAAUAUCUGGCCGCACUGCCAAUGAUAUCCGUUGUCACAAAUAUCCUAAAAUGGAGCUUGGGCGAAUUAAAAUUGAGAUUCCGAACAAAUCUAACUCAUCAUUUGUACAAUCAGUACUUGUGCGGUUAUACAUAUUAUAAAAUGUCCAAUUUAGAUAAUAGAAUAGCGAACGCCGAUCAGUUACUUACCACUGACAUCGAUAAAUUCUGUGAAAGCGCCACAGAUCUGUAUUCGAAUAUUAGCAAACCCGUGCUGGAUAUAUUCAUCUAUGUCUACCGUUUGACAGUCAAUCUGGGCGGCAAGACACCUUCAAUACUUAUGUUGUAUUUGCUUUUCGCUGGCAUCGUUCUAACACGACUUCGACGUCCAACGGGACGCCUCACAGUUGAAGAGCAGAAAUUGGAAGGUGAAUUCCGUUAUGUGAAUAGUCGUCUCAUAACCAAUUCCGAAGAGGUCGCCUUCUAUCAGGGCAACACACGCGAGAAGCUUACGCUGCUGGCCAGCUAUUCGAAAUUGCGUGCACAUCUACGUAAAUUCCUGGAAUUCCGCGUUAGCAUGGGCAUUGUCGAUAAUAUUGUGGGAAAAUAUUUUGCCUCAAUUGUUGGAUUCUAUGCGGUAUCCAUUCCAUUCUUCUCGGAAAAUCAUCCGCUGCUCUCGGGCGAACAAAAUGGUCAACGUUUGCAGGCCUACUACACUUAUGGCCGCAUGUUGGUGAAGUUGGCCGAGGCCAUCGGUCGCUUGGUAUUGGCUGGACGUGAAAUGUCUCGUUUGGCUGGCUUCACGGCGCGCAUGACCGAAUUAAUCAAAGUGCUGAGUGAUCUGAACAAAGGACGUUACGAACGGACAAUGGUGAAUAAUAUACUGAAUGGCGAUAAUGGCUUUGGUCCAAAUAAGGGCAUUAUGACGUUCGUUGAUAAUAUCAUUAGAUUCGAAAAGGUGCCGCUUGUUACACCCAACGGCGAUGUGCUGGUCAAGGAGCUAACCUUCGAAGUGAAAUCGGGCAUGAACGUCUUGGUUUGUGGUCCAAACGGCUGUGGCAAGUCUAGUUUAUUCCGCAUACUCGGUGAGCUGUGGCCCACGUGGGGUGGUAAGUUGACCAAGCCGCCACGUGGUAAACUCUUCUAUAUUCCCCAACGCCCAUACAUGACAUUGGGCUCACUGCGCGAUCAGAUAAUCUACCCACAUACGCGCGAUGAAAUGUUGCGCAGUGGUAAGAGCGACGAAGACCUUAUGAAAUAUUUGGAUAUUGUGCAGCUGACCUAUUUGGAGCAGCGUGAAAAUGGUUUGAAUGCCGUUGAGGAUUGGAUAGAUGUUUUGUCGGGUGGUGAAAAGCAACGUAUUGCCAUGGCGCGUCUCUUCUAUCACAGUCCACAGUUCGCUAUUCUAGAUGAAUGCACCAGUGCGGUGUCAGUCGAUGUUGAGGGUAAAAUGUAUAGUUAUUGUCGCGAAGCAGGCAUUACGUUAUUCACGGUGUCCCAUCGCAAAUCGCUGUGGACGCAUCACGACUACUAUCUGCAGUUCGAUGGGCGUGGUACCUAUGAAUUCGGACCAAUCGAUCAAGCGAAAGAGCAAUUCGGCUCGUAAAAAUAUAAAAUAAGUGAAAGGAUAAAUCACAUUUAUUUGUAGAUAAAGUAAUAACAACAACAACAACAACAACAGUUAAUGAUGACAACGGGAGUAUAGCCGGUGUGUUGUCACCUACGUACGCCUGACUGUGCAUAGAAAUAUAUUUAAUAUUGCCGAAACGAUUCCAUUUGUACGAUGCUGUAUUGUAUUUUAUUUGAUGACUGUAUGCACAUACAAUGCAUACACUUAUAUAUGUAUUUAUAGUAUAUAAAUGUAAGUGCAUACGCGCUUGGUUGGAAUCCAGCAAAAAUGUUGUUAUACAAUUUUAAAUACAUAUUAGUCUUAGGUGUGUAGGUGCGAACAAAAUUCUUUAGUGUAUUAAAUGGUGAUCUUCUAUAGCAUAAACUAAAAUUUUCCUCCAAAAGCUUUGUAAUAUUGUAAUAACUGCUUUUGUUGCUUGAAUAAUUUGCAAUUAUCUAAGUUGUGUGUGUAUGUAUUUGUAAAUUGGUGCUGGGGGCAAUUAAUUCGAAGCGGAUGGAACUAGUGAACUGCAACAUAUCUGAUUUGUUUUGUUUAGUUUAUUAUUUUAAUUAGCUAAUUACGCACUAAGCUUAUUCCAAAUAUAUAAUUUACAUAAAGGGUAUUCAUAGAAAGCUUGCACAACCCUCGCAUAUCUGCUCGGCGUGUGGAUCAGCUGUGUUCAUUCCUGUAUGAUAAGUUUGCGACUUCAGGUGCGUAAUAAAUGAAAAUUAUGCUUCUAUAUUUGUUAUUUGUCAA